This is a messenger RNA of Canis lupus familiaris (dog), 8288 nucleotides long. It is a transcript of the gene NCBP3, whose product is annotated as nuclear cap binding subunit 3. The record is from RefSeq and is a predicted model, not a curated record. The coding region runs from base 43 to 1887 and encodes 614 amino acids. Gene Ontology annotation, molecular function: mRNA binding; RNA 7-methylguanosine cap binding. Lineage: Eukaryota; Metazoa; Chordata; Mammalia; Carnivora; Canidae. The transcript is spliced from 13 exons. Gene Ontology annotation, cellular component: nucleus; cytosol.
GUGUGCGAGGCGGGCUCUCAGUGGUGCGGCCGGCAGGCGGCUAUGGCGGCCGUACGGGGCCUGCGAGUGUCGGUGAAGGCAGAGGCCCCGGCGGGGCCGGCCCUGGGGCUCCCGUCGCCUCAGGCGGACUCUGGUUUGGAGCGUGGCGAGCCGGAGCCCAUGGAGGUGGAGGAGGGCGAGCUGGAGAUUGUGCCGGUGCGGCGCUCCCUGAAGGAGCUGAUCCCGGACACAAGCAGAAGAUAUGAAAACAAGGCUGGUAGCUUCAUCACCGGAAUUGAUGUUACCUCCAAGGAAGCAAUUGAAAAGAAAGAACAGCGAGCCAAGCGUUUCCAUUUUCGAUCAGAAGUAAAUCUUGCCCAAAGAAAUGUAGCCUUGGACAGAGACAUGAUGAAGAAAGCAAUCCCCAAAGUGAGGCUGGAGACAAUCUACAUUUGUGGAGUAGAUGAGAUGAGUACCCAGGAUAUCUUUUCCUAUUUUAAAGAAUAUCCUCCUGCUCACAUUGAAUGGUUGGAUGAUACCUCCUGUAAUGUGGUUUGGCUGGAUGAAAUGACAGCCACACGAGCCCUUAUCAAUAUGAGCUCUCUGCCAGCCCUGGAUAAAAUAAGAAGCAGGGAUGCCAAUGAGGACAGGUCAUCUGAGAAAAGUAAAACAGACAAGCAAGAAGACAGUUCAGAUGAUGAGGAGGCUGAAGAAGGAGAAGUUGAAGAUGAGAACUCAAGCGAUAUAGAGUUGGACACAUUGUCUCAAGUAGAAGAAGAGUCUCUGCUAAGAAAUGAUCUUCGUCCAGCUAACAAACUUGCAAAAGGAAAUAGGUUAUUCAUGAGAUUUGCUACAAAAGAUGACAAAAAGGAACUUGGAGCAGCCAGAAGAAGUCAGUAUUACAUGAAAUAUGGGAAUCCAAAUUACGGAGGCAUGAAAGGAAUUCUUAGUAAUUCUUGGAAGCGAAGAUAUCAUUCCCGUCGCAUUCAGCGGGAUGUGAUCAAGAAGAGAGCCCUGAUUGGGGAUGACGUUGGCUUGACGUCCUAUAAACACCGACAUUCCGGACUAGUAAAUGUUCCAGAGGAACCCAUUGAAGAGGAAGAGGAAGAAGAGGAGGAGGAGGAUCAGGACAUGGAUGCAGAUGACAGGGUGGUAGUAGAGUACCAUGAGGAGCUCCCAGCUCUCAAGCAGACCCGGGAGCGGAGCACAUCUAGGCAGUCCAGUGCCAGCAGUUCAGACUCCGAUGAAAUGGACUAUGAUCUAGAACUGAAAAUGAUUUCCACUCCUUCACCAAAGAAAAGCAUGAAAAUGACCAUGUAUGCUGAUGAAGUGGAAUCUCAGUUGAAAAAUAUUAGGAACUCCAUGAGGGCAGAUACUAUAUCUACAAGCAAUAUCAAAAACCGAAUUGGUAACAAAUUACCAACUGAGAAAUUUGUAGAUGUCCGACAUCUGUUAGAUGAAAAACGCCAGCACACACGUCCACGGCCACAAGGCAGCAAUACUAAAUCAGAUAUACGCCAGCGGUUAGGAAAAAGACCAUAUUCUCCAGAAAAGGCUUUUAGUAGUACCCCAGUCUUUCGGAGAGAGCCUUUUUCUGAUGUACAUAGUAGGCUGGGUGUUCCCAGGCAAGAUGUUAAAGGCCUCUACUCUGAUACUCGGGAGAAGAAAUCAGGUAGUUUAUGGACUCGCUUAGGAUCUGCACCCAAGACCAAAGAAAAGAACACAAAGAAGGUGGAUCACAGGGCGCCAGGCACUGAGGAAGAUGAUUCUGAGCUGCAAAGGGCAUGGGGGGCUCUGAUAAAGGAGAAAGAACAGUCUCGCCAAAAGAAGAGCCGGUUAGAUAACUUACCAUCUCUCCAGAUUGAAGUUAGUCGGGAAAGCACCUCUGGUUCAGAGGCAGAGUCCUGAUGCCCUUGGGGCUGAUGGCAGCUGCCCUAAAGUCUGACAUUCUCCUGCAGGGUGGGGUGCACAGUAGAAACCUUCCUCCCUCCCCCCACAGGAGUUGGCGCCCCUCUUGCUCUUACACAGUCACCCUCAGCUCUUGCUACUAUAGCAAGACAUGUUAAGAACGUGACAUGCUUUGAAGGGCAUCUAUCUAUCUUUUGCUGCAGAGUUUGAGUUCUGGGCCCUCAAUUCUUUCCCCACUAUCCCACAAGCUUUACCCUUUGAGGAAAAGGCAGCCCUCCAGAUUUUGUAGACGUUUUUCUUAAUAUUUUUAACAUUAUGUCUUUUAAAGAAAUGUUUUACACAGUUCAUCCAAAGAGCAGAGAACUGAACUUCUCACUAUUGCCUUGGCCCUGACAGCUGUUACCAGCACCCUUUUCCCAAGAAAAGUCAAUUCCCAGGUGCUUAUUGGACAGCCUUCGAGGGGGAAGAUGAGGGAAGCUGCCAGCUCACCCUUCCAGGACCCUAGUGUGGGGGCCGAAUCUCAUGGACCUGACCUCAGAGGUGCACCGGUGCCGCCCAGGUAGAUAAGAGAUGCAGCAUCGAUCGUGCUUCCGUUUCUCCCUGGGGAUUUCUGUUAGGGGCCUCUUCUUAGCAAUCAGCUUGAAGUGAAGAUCAAAUUCAGUGCUGUGGGAUUUUUAGGAACAAAAAACUGUGACUUCUGGAUUUCGGGUGGAUUUUUGUGCUGGGGUGGGGUCAUGAGUUAAUGUUGAACAAUUUUUAAGUCUGUAUUAUGUUCAAAAAUAUAAAUGAUUUAAAAGUUUAAAUUUUUAAUUUUUAUAUGUGAAAAUACUUCCUGUUGGCUACAAGGGAAGCUCAAGUGGUGUCUUAUGUGUGCUGUUAAAUAUAUAUUAUAUACUUUGGAAGAAGGCAAAGAGAGGAGUCUCAUUAUUUUUAAAUGAUCCUAAUUGUAUAGUCUGCCUGUUGUAUAUAAUGUUCAGCUUGCUUUUUGGCCACUGUAGGAAAAAAACCCAUCCAUCUGAGAUGGGGUCCUGUUGUUUAUUAUCACUUCAGAAGUGAUAUGUUAGUAUUUAUUCUAUUUCCAAGUUCUGGCACCUGAAGAUACCUUUAAAACUGGCAAGUAAGAUAAUAGUUAGAGAAAUUUCAGUUUAUUUCACAUUUACUUCUAAACUCCUUUCAGAUUAUUUUAAAGGCAGUAGAUUAUUUUGUCUUCCUAUUUGAUCUUUAUUUUGAAGUAUUUAAUGUUUGUAUUCCUCUGCAGGCAUAAAAAUAGUGUUUCACUUCAAUUCACUAGAACUUAAGAGUUAGCGAUAGUAAGCCUUUGUCCCUUUGUGAUGUCACAACUCCUCACCUGUCUGGAGUGUUUCGGUACAUGGUGCAGCCCUGGAUUCUAACAAUCUUUACUUUUGAGUGAGCUAAUCGCCUCAUUGAUAGUUGAUUACAGUGUGGUGUGAUUGAAUCCAGAAAACUGCUAAAAAAGGAAGUAAAGGGCCAUGGGACUUGAGAACUACAACAACUGUACCAUGUUUGGUUGGUUAACCUACUUUUCACUCCCUUUAGAAAGAUUAGAGACUAUAACUACAGUAUGUUUCUGCUUCCUGAUAGGAUUCUAAAAAAGAGAUGGUUCUCUGACAAUUGAGUCCUAAUGUUUCUGAGGUUUCUCACUUCUUUUGUCCUGUGGAGCAUGCAGCUGAGAGCCAGGUCCUUGAGAAGGGGCUAGGUUUCAGGAGUUGGUAAAAUGAGAUGGACAAGGACCUAAGAGUCAGAGACCUGGAUGGCAACGUCUGGUUUCUGUUCCAUGAGCCUGGGCCUCCAGUUUUCCCAUCUGUCAAAUGAAUAGGCUGGUGGUACCAGAGCUUCUGACUUUGUUGGUGCAUCUCAGUGGUGUUUUACUCUUCCCAAAGCAAUGGUUGUGGUGGGCUGGCCAGCACUGGUUUCCGUUGCAGGUGUAGGGAGGGUCAAGAAGACAGCUGAGGGCACACAUAAGGUUUUAGACAGAGAUUCACCCUCAUCCCAUUUUUGUUAGUCUCUGGGUCUUCUAGUGGGACAGAGAUGUCCUUGUGGUAUAGUCUCAGCAAUGUUCAUAAACCCUUCUUCUUUGUUUCCCAGUUAAGACCUUUUCCACCAGUAGUUUGGGCCCAUCUGUCCCAUGGCCUUAAUAGCCCUUCCCAGUCUCCUGCUGGAGACCAGGGAAAGCUUUCUGGAACGGUGGUGGUAUGUAAUCAAAACUGGGCCUUUGUUCUUGCUUCGGCAGCACAUAUACUAAAAUUGGAACGAUAAAACUGGGCUUUUGAUCUAAUCAGGAAAAAUGCCCACGUCAGCAGCCCUGCAAUUCUUACAAAUACACAGAACCCAGAAAAGUAUCUUUAAAGAUUUUAUUUCCCCCAGUUGUCAUUGCCUGCUUCUUCUCUUGCUCUUGGUCCACACUCAGGCACUCAGAUCUUGCAAUAUCUUACAUGUUGAUGUAAGGGCUUUGAAUGCCCAGGCCCUUUCUUUAGAGUUUGGGAGUGAGGGUGGACAGUUCCCCUAGUGGCAGCUCAGUGUGCCAGGGUGCUCGUUAUGCAUCUGGGCAGCAAGGCUAUACACUUUCCUAUAUUCUUCUUAGUUUUUACACAUAGGAGUUUUCAAAUACAUUUUUGCUGCUUGAUAGUAAUUGCAGAUACCUCAUUUCUGUUUCCCACUCUCCCCGUUGGGAGAGACACUAACUGCCCAGGAGAACUUGUAGAACCUGUGACAAGCCCUCCAGCCUUCCAAACUCUGGCCCCUUAGUCUGGUCUUGUGAACCCCUACCCUUAGUUUAAUCCCUGUCUUCUCCCACUCCAUCCCUGUGACAGUCUCUUCCCUGAUCUUUGCCUCAUACCCCUGUGCAUUGCAGCUGGGAUGAAUUUUUGUUGUUUGCAGCUUUACUCAGCUAUUAUUUACAUAGCAUACAGUUUACUCCUUUAAAGUAUACACUUCAGGGGCACCUGGCCAGCUUAGUUGGAGGAGCAUGCAACUCUUGAACUUGAGGUUGUGAGUUAAAGCCCCACGUUGGAUGUAGCGAUUACUUAAAAAUACAAGAUUUUAGGAAAAAAAGUAUACACCUCAGUGGCUUUUAGUGUAUUCACAGGGUUGUGUAGCCCUCACCACAGUCAAUUUUAGACAUUUUCAUCACCAAAAAUAGAUGCUAUAUUCAUUAGCAGUCAUUCUCUAGUCCCUCUUCCUUCCUGGUAACCACUACCUUUGGUUUCUAUGGAUGUCCCCCUGAACACUGAUGUAAAUGGAAUCAUACACUUUGUGGCAAUUUGUAAUUGGCUUCUUUCACUAAAUAUAUUUUUGAGGAUCAUCUGUGUUGUAGCCUAUAUUAGUACUCUUUUUAUUAAUAAUAUUCCAUUGUAUGAAUACAAUACAUUUUAUUUAUUCAUCAGUUGACAGACGUUUGGGUUGUUUCCACUUUUGGCUGAUACAAAUAAUGCUGCUAUGGAACGUUUAUGUACAGGCAUUGGGGUGGUCAUGUUUUCAUUAUUCUUGGGUUAUAUAUCUAAGGGUGGAAUUGUUGGGUCGCACAGUAAUUCUGUCUUAACCUUUUAAAGAACUGCCAGACCCAGGUGGCUCAGCGGUUUAGCGCCGCCUUCGGCCCAGGGCGUGAUCCUGGAGACCCAGGAUCGAGUCCCACGUUGGGCUUCCUGCAUGGAGCCUGCUUCUCCCUCUGCCUGUGUCUCUAACUUUCUCUCUCCCUGUGUCUCUCAUGAAUAAAUAAAUAAAAUAUUUUAAAAUAAUAAUAAAAAAAAUAAAGAACUGCCAGACUAUUAUCCCAAUGGCUACAUCAUUUUCCAUUUUCUUUAUUAGUGUAUGAGGGCUCCAGUUUUUCCGCAAUCCUCGUCAAUACCUGUUAUUUCGCGGCAUGAAUUAGUAUUUCAUUGUGAUUUUGAUUUGCAUAUCCCUGAUAUCUAAUGAUGUUGGACAUCUUUUCAUGUGCUUCAGAAUGAACUUUCUUAAGAAAGUUAUUAAUCCAUUAUUCUUCUGCUUUAAAACUUUCCAAAACUUCACUAUUGCCCUUGGAAUAAAUUCCAAACUCCAAUGAUAGCUCACAAGGCAUAACAAAAUCUAGCUUCUGGUAUCUCUGGCCUGUUCUCCCCAUCCUCCCCAUCUUUCCCUGCCCUGUGCCUACUAGUUCCCUGGAAUCAUCUUGAUCACACCAGCCUUUCAAACUCUGCUGAGUGCUCUUCUUCUCCAGCAGUGACACACUCCCCUGGACCUUUCUCCUUCCACCUGAGCCUUGCCAUCUCUUUUCCCUCAGGACUUAGAGACCCUUCCAGGUAGCUGCCUCCAACUUCCAGAGCCAGGUUAUGGUGGCCCCUGCUAUAUAUCCUACAGUACUGCCAUGAAUGAGACUGCUCAUUCCAGGUUUGAGUUAUACAGGCACCUAAGAUAAAAAUAGAGUGUAAUCAAAAUUCUUCUUGGAAGCCUUGAGGAAGGUGCCAUGUUGAAACCAGCAUUGUGAGAUCCAGCGCUGUUGGUUCCUGCCUGUGUGGGAACAGAUGAUACUUUCUUUGGUUGAGCUCCAGAUGAAGUUGUCGGCCGUAUUUUGCAAAAAAAACCACUUAUUUUUAGGUAUUAAACUCAUUCAGGCAAGCAACUCACUUUUGAAGAGGCUCUUGGGAACUGUAACAAGCCACAGGAGCAGCAGGGCACAAGCUUACCUUAUGUGAAUGGAGGCGCAGGUGAAAUGGCCCAAGUGACUUAAAUUAUUUUCCUUUAUCCUUGUCUUUUUUUAAACUUUCUCAGAAAAAUAUACCAUUGUGUUUACUUACGUGAAAUGUGCGUAUGAUGCCGAAUUUCUAUACCCGUCCCCCAAAGCCAGCACACCUAUACACUGAAUUGUAAUUCCCUCUUCCUAGUUUGUCUUUUUUGCUAGAUUGUAAGCUCCAUGAGAGCAAGGGCCAUGUCUGGUUUGUUCAUGGCGGUUUCUCCAGGCUUAGAACCAUGCAUGGCACCUGGCAAGUUAUCUAUAAACGUGGUAAACAUAUAAAUCCCCCAGCUGCAGGAACAGCUUCAUUCCUGGGGAUCCCUUUAAAGGCUAGUCCUUGUUUUCUGCCUUGUACACACAAUACUUGAUGUUCAUUUUAUUUUCUCUGUUAGCCUGUAAGCUCCUGAUGAGCAGGUGUCUUCAUGAUUGUUAUCUCUGUAUCCUCCCACCAUGCCAGUCCAGAGUAAGUAGUGCUUAAAAAGUGUUUGGUAAAUGAGUGAAUUAUGGUAAACAACCCAGCUCUGACUCCUUUGCAGGGUAGUCAAAUUGUAGCUGACACUACCAGAUUGAAAAAGAGGAAGAUUAUUCAGAAGUGCAUAAACUGUACUUGUAUAAGAAAAAAAAUCUCAUUAAUUAGACGUCCAUAAAAUUCAAAUUUUGAUGAUCUGGCCAUAUCUAAGCUGAAGUUUACCUGGUGUAUAAAGGAUUUGCUAGAGAAUCGUGUAGAAUAUUUUUUUGGAAAGCAUUCGUCUGCCCCAGAAGAGCAGGGAAGGAAGCUGGCAGGUGGAUGAGAGGCCCCCAAGAAGGAUUGCUGAGCCAGUCUUUAGCUUUGAGUCUUAUUGACAAGGAAUGUGUUGUAAUCUAGAGAUGGCGAAGAGAAAUAACUUGUUCAGGCAGCAGCUCUUUUGCCUGCAGUAGUAUUCCACCUCUCAUUUGAAGCAUUCUUAAAGUUAUGCUGAAAUGCUAAUGGGCGGUUUGCAUUAAUAUUAACAAAUCAUGGUGUCACAGAUUAAUUAAUUGCUGUACAAAUAAAUUUGGUGUAUAAGUAUUUGCUUUUAAGCUUUAUAUAACACGAAGCAAAUGAGAAAAGGCAUUUUUUUUCCUCUAAGAACUAAAAGGACAGAAUGUUUUUGAUAAUUUUGAGAAUAUCACAGUUGCUUUAAGGCAGAUUGUUAUUGCAUAAUCUAACGAACGAAAAUCCAGAACUUUUCUUACGUUUAUAAAAUAAAUCUGAGAAGAAAAAAAUAUGGUAGCAUUUUUUAAAAAUGAAAUUCUAUGAACAUUUAAUAGGACUUUGAUGUUCCCGGAAGCAGUUAGGGAAAUGCUGGCUCCAAAGCCUAUUUCAGAUUGUGAGGCACUGAAGUGAGACUUUCCUGUGCUAUAUAAAUAAAACUCUGGAGUAUGGGUGAUAUUAACCUGCCAAAGUCAAUACUUUGCCCUAGAGUUCUUGCCUGUUUUUGCCUGAGCAACUCAGAGGCCCUGUUUGCAUGACCAGAUUCUUCAGUAGUUGAAACUUUGUAUUUAAUUGCCUAUCACCCUCACCCCUCACUGGUGUAGGUUAGUGAAGGCAAGAGGCCCCCAUCAUUGGCAGGAGAGGAGACAUGACCAUGACCUUUCCUGGCUUUUUGUGUGUCUAAUUAUGUGAUGCAUCCCCUCUUGCCUUAGCAAGGAUUAC